Molecule: messenger RNA, 3619 nt
Organism: Heterocephalus glaber (naked mole-rat)
Lineage: Eukaryota; Metazoa; Chordata; Mammalia; Rodentia; Bathyergidae
Gene: Grm3
Product: glutamate metabotropic receptor 3
Biological process (GO): G protein-coupled receptor signaling pathway
Cellular component (GO): membrane
Molecular function (GO): G protein-coupled receptor activity
Source: RefSeq, a predicted model, not a curated record
GGCCGGGCAGAGCCGCCGAGAGCCGGGCAGCCGCGCACCUCGGCCUCUGGGCUUCACGCGCCUCCACGCGCUCCUGCUCGCCGCGACCCCAGCUCCGCGGGGCGCAAAGUUGCUCCACCGCCCGCGCCCCUCGUCGCCCCGGCAUCGCCGGCCUCGGGCGCGGACACACCCCUGGCCGGGCCGGGCAGGCAGGAGCGGGGAAAGUUGGCCGCGGGGAGGGUCCGGCCCGGACCCCGGUCCGCAGCCCCGCCCCGGCCCCACGCAGCGCCCGCCUGCUCCGCCCCGGCGGGGUCCACAAGUUCUCCCCGCCACGGAGGACAAAGGCCGCGCUGUGGCCCCGCGCCGGACCCGGAGGACCCGGAGGACCCGGAGGGCCGGGCAUGAGCCCGAGGCGGGCGCGGAGCUGCGAGAGCGAGGGACCUCUGAUGGGCUGUUAGUCUGAUACUCCCUCGUUUGAAGCAGAGGCCACAGCCCCACCUGGAAAUGAGCAAGGAGGACUAGCGGCACCAGGGGCUCCACCCGUGCGGUCCACCAGAGCCGCAGAGCCGGGCUCCUGAAGAUGCUGGCAAGACUGCAAGUUCUUACCUUGGCUUUGUUUUCAAAGGGAUUUUUCCUUUGUUUAGGGGACCAUAACUUUCAGAGGAAGGAGAUUAAAAUAGAAGGUGACCUUGUUUUGGGGGGCCUGUUUCCUAUUAACGAGAAAGGCACUGGGACUGAGGAUUGUGGGCGAAUCAAUGAAGACCGGGGCAUCCAGCGCUUGGAGGCCAUGCUGUUUGCAAUCGAUGAGAUCAACAAGGACAACUACUUGCUGCCUGGAGUGAAGCUGGGUGUCCACAUUCUGGAUACAUGUUCAAGGGACACCUAUGCCCUGGAGCAGUCACUGGAGUUCGUCAGGGCCUCACUGACCAAGGUGGACGAAGCAGAGUACAUGUGUCCUGAUGGAUCCUAUGCCAUCCAGGAAAACCUCCCUCUGCUCAUUGCAGGCGUCAUCGGCGGCUCUUACAGCAGCGUCUCCAUACAGGUGGCCAACCUGCUGCGGCUCUUCCGCAUCCCCCAGGUGAGCUACGCCUCCACGAGCGCCAAGCUCAGCGACAAGUCGCGCUACGACUACUUCGCGCGCACCGUGCCGCCCGACUUCUACCAGGCCAAGGCGAUGGCCGAGAUCCUGCGCUUCUUCAACUGGACCUACGUGUCCACCGUGGCGUCGGAGGGCGACUACGGCGAGACCGGCAUGGAGGCGUUCGAGCAGGAGGCUCGUCGCCGGCGCAUCUGCGUGGCGGCGGCCGAGAAGGUGGGGCGCUCCGCGCUGCGCCGCUCCUACGACGGCGUGGUGCGCGAGCUGCUGCGCAAGCCGGGCGCGCGCGUCGUGGUGCUGUUCACUCGCGGCGACGACUCGCGCGAGCUGCUGGCGGCCGCGCGCCGCGCCAACGCGUCGCUCACGUGGGUGGCGAGCGACGGCUGGGGCGCGCAGGACAGCGUAGUGCGCGGCAGCGAGCGCGCGGCGCGGGGGGCGCUCACACUGGAGCUGGCCGCGCGCCGCCUGCCGCAGUUCGACCGCUACUUCCAGGCGCUCACGCCCGCCGGCAACCUGCGCAACCCCUGGUUCCGCGACUUCUGGGAGCAGAAGUUCCAGUGCAGCCUGCGGGGCGGCCCGCGGCGCGCGUGCUCCGAGCACCUGGCCCUGGACAGCAGCAACUACGAGCAGGAGUCGAAGAUCAUGUUCGUGGUGAACGCCGUGUACGCCAUGGCGCACGCCCUGCACCGCAUGCAGCGCGCGCUGUGCCCCAACACCACCAAACUGUGCGACGCCAUGAGGGCGCUGGACGGCCGGAAGCUGUACCGCGACUUCCUGCUCAAGAUCAACUUUACAGCUCCAUUCGUCCCAAAUAAAGAUGAAGACAGCAUCGUCAAGUUUGACACUUAUGGAGAUGGAAUGGGGCGAUACAACGUGUUCAAUUUCCAGGACAUGGGUGGAAAAUACUCCUACCUGAAGGUGGGCCACUGGGCAGAGACCUUGUCCCUGGAUGUUGACUCCAUCCACUGGGCCCAGAGCUCAGUCCCCACAUCCCAGUGCAGUGACCCCUGUGCACCCAAUGAAAUGAAGAGCAUGCAGCCCGGCGACGUGUGCUGCUGGAUCUGCAUCCCCUGUGAGGCCUACGAGUACCUGGCCGACGAGUUCACCUGCAUGGACUGCGGGCCCGGGCGCUGGCCCUCGGCCGACCUGUCGGGAUGCUUUGACCUUCCUGAGGACUACAUCAAGUGGGAAGAUGCCUGGGCCAUAGGCCCUGUCACCAUCGCCUGCCUGGGCUUCCUGUGCACCUGCGUGGUCUUAGCCGUGUUUAUCAAGCACAACACCACGCCCUUGGUCAAGGCCUCGGGCCGGGAGCUGUGCUACAUCCUGCUGUUUGGGGUCGGCCUGUCCUACUGCAUGACAUUCUUCUUCAUCGCCAAGCCGUCGCCUGUUAUCUGCACCCUGCGCCGGCUGGGGCUGGGGACCUCCUUCGCCAUCUGUUACUCAGCCCUGCUGACCAAGACAAACUGCAUCGCCCGCAUCUUCAAUGGGGUCAAGAAUGGCGCACAGAGGCCAAAAUUCAUCAGCCCCAGCUCUCAGGUCUUCAUCUGCCUGGGUCUCGUUCUGGUGCAGGUCGUGGUGGUGUCCGUGUGGCUGGUGCUCGAGGCCCCAGGCACCAGGAGGUACACCCUCCCCGAGAAGCGUGAGACAGUCAUCCUGAAGUGCAACGUUCGUGACUCCAGCAUGCUGAUCUCGCUGGCCUACGAUGUGGUCCUGGUGAUCCUGUGCACAGUGUACGCCUUCAAGACGAGGAAGUGCCCUGAGAACUUCAACGAAGCCAAGUUCAUAGGCUUCACCAUGUACACCACCUGCAUCAUCUGGUUGGCCUUCCUGCCUAUCUUCUACGUGACGUCCAGUGACUACAGAGUGCAGACAACAACCAUGUGCAUCUCCGUGAGCCUGAGCGGCUUCGUGGUCCUGGGCUGUUUGUUUGCUCCCAAGGUGCACAUCGUGCUGUUCCAGCCCCAGAAGAACGUGGUCACGCACAGACUGCACCUCAACAGGUUCAGCGUCAGUGGGACGGGGACCACUUACUCUCAGGCUUCCGCGAGCACGUACGUUCCCACGGUGUGCAACGGGCGCGAGGUGCUGGACUCCACCACCUCCUCGCUGUGAGCGCAACUCCGGCCCCGCCCUCGUGUCCGGGCUGUUAGUCACGUGCUCACGAGCCGCUCCGGACGACGGAGGCAGGAAGAAAGGACCCUAGGACCAGUUUUCAGAAGCAGUACAUAAAUUAUUCUUGAGGACUGUACAGUAUGUAGUGAUGUGCUAGGGUUUUCUAGGCUGAUUGUAGCGCCCCUGUUACUAACUGUUCCCCAGAACACGGAAAUAACCAUUGUUUACAGAGCUGAACGCUGCUGACAGGGUCUGGCAAUAUUAGGUAACUUUUUUCCUAUCGAGUUUUUGUAGUCCUUGUUGUAACUGAUUUAGGAUGUUUCUAUGUUGUAUAUUAAAGUUACAUUAUGUGUAACAGGUUGUUUUUCUGAGCACAAAAUAAAAAGCAUCUGUAUUAAUGUAAAGACAUUGGGAAUAAAACCUUUGAGGUUU